Messenger RNA from Aspergillus homomorphus CBS 101889, 1649 nucleotides. RefSeq names its product sterol 24-C-methyltransferase (gene erg6). Lineage: Eukaryota; Fungi; Ascomycota; Eurotiomycetes; Eurotiales; Aspergillaceae. Gene Ontology annotation, biological process: ergosterol biosynthetic process. The transcript is spliced from 3 exons. Bases 239 to 1372 code for a protein of 377 amino acids. Gene Ontology annotation, molecular function: sterol 24-C-methyltransferase activity. Gene Ontology annotation, cellular component: endoplasmic reticulum. The record is from RefSeq and is a predicted model, not a curated record.
UGUUUGCGUGUUACUGUGGCCUUCCCUUUCAAUUCCUCCUCCUCCUCUCUCUCUCUCUCCUACAGUCGUCACCUUCUUCCUGCCUUUCUUUGCUGCCUGUUGGCUUCAAUUCCCUUCCAUUCAACUGGGUCGUGGAUAUUUAAUCGUCCUCUCUUUCCUUCUUCUUCUUCUGGACAACCCUCUUCAACCGGCUUUCCCCCUUUUUAUUCCCCACUACCACUUUUAAUUCAUUCCCACAAUGGCUCCCACCACUUUGGAACAGGAGAAUCAUGUGCGCGACGCUGAGUUCAACCGUGUCUUGCACGGAAAAUCCGCCCAGUCGCAGGGUGGUAUCGCUGCUAUGCGUGGCAAGGAUGCUGCUGCCCAGAAGGCCGCUGUCGACGAGUACUUCAAGCACUGGGAUAACAAAGCCGCGGAGGACGAGACGGAGGAGAUUCGCGCGGCCCGCCGUGCGGAGUAUGCGACCUUGACCAGACACUACUACAACCUUGCCACCGAUUUCUACGAGUAUGGCUGGGGUUCGUCCUUCCACUUCUGCCGCUUUGCUCCUGGCGAGCCCUUCCGUCAGGCCAUCGCUCGUCACGAACACUACCUGGCCCACACGAUGGGCCUCAAGGCCAACAUGAAGGUGCUCGAUGUCGGCUGCGGCGUCGGCGGUCCCGCCCGCGAGAUUGUCAAGUUCUCCGACGCCAACGUCACCGGUCUGAACAACAACGACUAUCAGAUUGAGCGCGCGACUCGCUACGCUGAGCGUGAGGGCUUGAGCCACAAGCUUAACUUCGUCAAGGGCGACUUCAUGCAGAUGAAGUUCGAGGACAACACGUUCGACGCCGUCUACGCCAUUGAGGCCACCGUGCACGCUCCCGAGCUGGUGGGUGUCUACAAGGAGAUCUUCCGCGUGCUGAAGCCCGGCGGUGUCUUCGGUGUGUACGAAUGGCUGAUGACUGACGCAUACGACAACAACGACCCCGAGCACCGCAAGAUCCGCCUCGGUAUCGAGCAGGGUGACGGUAUCUCCAACAUGGUCAAGGUCUCCGAGGGUCUCCAGGCUAUCAAGGACGCCGGCUUUGAACUCCUCCACAACGAAGACUUGGCCGACCGCCCUGACUCCAUCCCCUGGUACUACCCUCUGGCCGGAUCCUUCAAGCACAUGGGCUCCAUCUGGGACUUCUUCACCAUUGCGCGCAUGACCUGGUGGGGCCGUGGCCUGGCCCACCGCUUUGUGGGUGCCUUGGAGAAGGUCGGAUUCGCCCCUGUGGGCUCCCAGAAGACCGCCGACAGCCUGGCUCUGGCCGGUGACUGCCUAGUGGCGGGUGGUGAGAAGAAGCUCUUCACUCCGAUGUACCUGAUGGUUGCUCGCAAGCCCGAGUAGACGGUCUCGGUUAUGUGAUAUCACGUCUGUACAAAAAUGUUUUGUGUUUUGACAGCAUCCCACACGCGCAUUCAUAGACAGUGGCGGCGGUCUAUGUUCUUUAAUAUCCGGGUGUUUUUCCAUUUGUUCUCUUUCCUUCUCUGAGUGUUAUAUUACUGCAUACCGCCGUGGGAUGUUUGUUUUAUGUCAUGUCCGUUGGGGGCAGUGUACGUAUCAUUGCUGAGUAUGUGCUCAUGGAUGAUGAUUUGGUUAGGUUAUAGUUAAUAGCGGUUACGAC